AUUCCGCCGGACUCGAGCAUCGGAAGCUCGUUUGGCCCCAAACGGCGUCGCAAACUGAGGCAAUCCCAUCCAGAGACUCAACAUCUCCCCAACCCGUCGUCACACCGCCUCAUCGGCCCAACCUUUGGGCGCUUGGCUGCAACAUCAACCAAUUGGACAGUCUCCACGACUACCACCGAGACUCGUCUGGCUGGCACAUCGGCUAAAUUAUCUUAUUUUCGGUCUUUUGUCGGUGAUCGGAUCAACUCAACUGCCGGCACAGCGCCUGAUCAGUCUAAGCAAGUGCUCACACGUGAUUAUACGGCUCAUUGCGAGUUUGCACACACUCAUUCACACAAACACACACACACACCUGCACACAAACCAUGCACACUUAGUACACGUGUCCAGAGAGCAGACGGUUUAAGAAGUGAAGACGCAGCACAUUCGGACCCAAUGUCCUGUCCGAUGGCCCAUCUUCACUCGAGGGCUUGGUCAAUCUCGACUGCGCAUGACCUCUCAUCUCUACGUUUGAUCACAGACCUGACGGCUCAAUCUCAAAAUAGGCUGUCUAACGAGAUAGAUAGAAAGAGAGAGAGAAACACACACACACAGAAAGAGAGAGAGAGAGAUGGUAGGAUGAAAUGA
Protopolystoma xenopodis is the source of this 627-nucleotide messenger RNA. The record is from the annotation of a GenBank genome assembly. NCBI's taxonomy places the organism in Eukaryota, Metazoa, Platyhelminthes, Monogenea, Polystomatidea, Polystomatidae.